Colletotrichum karsti is the source of this 609-nucleotide messenger RNA. RefSeq lists its product as uncharacterized. NCBI's taxonomy places the organism in Eukaryota, Fungi, Ascomycota, Sordariomycetes, Glomerellales, Glomerellaceae. Gene Ontology annotation, biological process: mitochondrial respiratory chain complex I assembly. The record is from RefSeq and is a predicted model, not a curated record. The transcript is spliced from 2 exons. Bases 1 to 609 code for a protein of 202 amino acids. Gene Ontology annotation, cellular component: membrane.
AUGUCCUCGACGAGGAUAUCGCCAAUUCUGGAGGCAUGGUACAAGUGGAAGUCGCUCAGACUACCAUGGCGUAAACGCUUUCUAGUCGGCCGUGACCUGCAGGGUUACACAUACUGGGAGUUCCGCGAGCACCGCGGCGACGGACCCGGUCGCUUCCGCCGAAUCGUCCACUACCCCCGUUCGACAUACCUCUCCGACGUGAAGGUGUCGCCGUUAUGGCACCAGUGGCUGCGACACACCCGCGAGCACCCGCCGUCGCUCGAGGAACAGUCCACCGAGGUCGUCAGACAGCAGCGGAUGAAGAUGCUGGCCGCCCAGGCGGACGCGCGUUGGGAGGCGAAGCCGAGGGUGAUGGACGCGCCGGGGCAGCCGAUGGGACAGCCCCUACCGGCGUUGAACACGGCGCAGACGCAGCCGAUAGCACCGGAGCUAGAGACGACGAACGCGGAGACGACCGCUGAGGCGACGGCAACACCAUCGCCUGAACCGACACUGAAACCUAGCUCGACGAAGAAGAAGUAUGGUCACGAUCCAUGGGAGCAGGCGAAGGGGCCCGGCGAAAGCUGGCAGCCCCAAGCGUGGGUACCGCCGCCGGCGGCCAAGAAGUAG